Medioppia subpectinata is the source of this 290-nucleotide messenger RNA. The record is from the annotation of a GenBank genome assembly. NCBI's taxonomy places the organism in Eukaryota, Metazoa, Arthropoda, Arachnida, Sarcoptiformes, Oppiidae.
CAAUGUUUUAGUCGUGGAAAAUGGCUGCGAAUAUGUCUCACUACCAGCUCUUCAUUUUCUGUCUCAUAAAUACUAUUAUCAUCAAUACAUUCCUCUUCGGUGUAAUCACUGCCACCACUCAGCCGGAGGUCUACUUCGAGGCCGCCUUUCAGGGUGAGUGCCGUACGUCAGGUCCGUGCCAUCAGUUGUGUUUCGAUCUACACGACGGCACCUUCGAGUGCGCCUGCAAUAAGGGAUUCACUCUCGACAACAACGGCUACAGUUGUAUCGGUCAGUACUGCAACACAUAA